Messenger RNA from Silurus meridionalis, 1076 nucleotides. RefSeq names its product polyubiquitin-like. Gene Ontology annotation, cellular component: nucleus; cytoplasm. Bases 252 to 722 code for a protein of 156 amino acids. Gene Ontology annotation, molecular function: protein tag activity; ubiquitin protein ligase binding. NCBI's taxonomy places the organism in Eukaryota, Metazoa, Chordata, Actinopteri, Siluriformes, Siluridae. Gene Ontology annotation, biological process: protein ubiquitination; modification-dependent protein catabolic process. The transcript is spliced from 2 exons. The record is from RefSeq and is a predicted model, not a curated record.
CCUGCUAAAAGAAACGGGAGAAAGAAUAAUGUUUUGAUUCACAGAGAAGCGCGGAAUGGAAACCGAAAGCCCUCAAUCACGAUAAGGAAAGCGGGGCUUCCCCGCUAUUUCCCUUUCCCCAUUGGUUAUUUUUUGUAAUGAAGGGGCGUGGCCAUGCUGUUGUUACUGCUGGUAACUUGGAGUGAGCUGAAGCACAGACUCAGAUUGAGGUGGUUCUGGGUGAAGAACACUGAGGACAUAAAGUGAUUAAGAUGAUGGAGCUCAUGAUCAAAGACCUAAAUGGAAAAUCACAGAUUGUGAAUGUGUUGCCAAAUGCCACCAUCGGUGAACUCAAGCAACAUGUUGCCCCUCACUUCGAGGUGAGGGCAUCACUCCUGAAGCUUUCCGCCAGCAAUGGUCAGAUCCUGGACCAUGACGAGAAGACGGUGAGAGAUUACGGUUUGAGCUCGGGAUCCACCGUGAUGCUGCUGAUCUCCUCGACCCCGGUUCCUUUUCAGGUGUUUGUAAAGAAUGAGAAGGGACAGAAAAAAACCUACGACAUCACUGACAGUGAGACUGUCGAUCAGCUGAUGAGGAAGAUCUACCAGAUUGAAGGAACACCAUUGGACCAGCAGCGGCUGAUCUACAACGGACAACAGCUCGAGUCUGGCAGGAGGCUGCUGGAUUACAACAUUCAACCCGGAAGCACCAUUUACAUGACCCUCCGUCUGCGUGGAGGCUGAUAAGACACAAAGAUGUAGAAAUAAUUUUAGUUUUAAAAAAUCAAUUUAUUAAUGUUUAAUGUUUUACAUGCAAUGUAAUUCACAUUCCUUUAUUCUAAUUGCACUAAUUGACUGUUCACUUUGGAUGUAUUUUCCUUUUUCUUUUCUUUUUUUUUUUCAUUCCACCCCCCCCCCCCCCUUUCAAAAAAAAUCCCCAACAAACUAAUGUAUAAUGUAUAUAAAAAGUAUUACAGGAGAUUUUCUUAGUGUAACAGUUUAAAGUGUUUUAUUUAUUUAUUUAUUUAUUUUAAAACUGAUUAGCACAAAUAGUUUCAAAAUCUAAAGUAUAUAAUUUAAAAAAGUAUCCAUAUGUGU